Rhineura floridana is the source of this 7314-nucleotide messenger RNA. RefSeq names its product semaphorin 6D (gene SEMA6D). The record is from RefSeq and is a predicted model, not a curated record. Gene Ontology annotation, molecular function: semaphorin receptor binding; chemorepellent activity. Lineage: Eukaryota; Metazoa; Chordata; Lepidosauria; Squamata; Rhineuridae. Gene Ontology annotation, biological process: negative regulation of axon extension involved in axon guidance; positive regulation of cell migration; axon guidance. The coding region runs from base 766 to 4146 and encodes 1126 amino acids. The transcript has 24 exons.
CUUUCGGGAGCGCGCAUGCGGGGAAAGGGGGCUCCAGCCAGCCUGCCUGCCUCCCUCCUUGCCAGGAGCAGCCAGCCAGCCACAAAUGGCUGUGGGAGGGCCGAGGAGGCGGGCUCGGCUGAAGUGAAGCCGCGAGGGGAGUUUGUGGCUGGCGGAGAGCCGCUUUGCCGUCGCCACAGAGCCAGCGAGCGAGCGAGCGAGCAAGCGAGCAGCUGAGCCCCGGACGAGAGAGGCCAGUCUCAGCGGCUCCUGUCGAAGCCGGGCAGCGCCGGGCGGUUCUCCUCGCCGCUGCGUCCCCGGAGUUGCCGUCGGGGCUCGAAGGCGCGCUGGCCGCCAGCCGGCUGCUGAUGCAACUGAAUGCGCAUAUGCACAUUGAAUAAAACAAUAGUGCAAAAAAAGGCAUCUUGAUGUGAUUGCUGAAAACAACACAGGCACAGCAGACUGAAGAAAGCCCAGGACUCGAAAACGGAAGAAUGGCAGAUAGCUAACAAGUUGGUGCCACUCUGGAAGCAAGAUCAGAGAAACCAGCAGCCAGCUGAGAAUUCAUCUUCGACCAGCUCUUCCAUCACUCUAAAUGGGCAGCUUUACCCUACGUUGGACAAGCUCUGGAAAACCACCUUAAGGGGGUUGCAAGCACCUGAGUUGGGACCAGCCUGCAUGGGGACAUCGAUGCCAACCAUUUAAGAAUCAGUGCCCAGGUGAGCCUCUAACUGCAUCCCCUGUUUGGAGUCAGAUGUUAAUGACAGAAAUCUCUGAAGCAAGGAAAUGUGCAUUUUCAUUGCUUGGGAGCUGAAGGAAAGCAGUUAUCUGACAAAGGUAAAUAGUAUUAUCCAGAAGUGGCUCAUCCCCCUCACCCACCCUCCAUAUACACCAGUCAUGAGGCUCUUACUGCUUUCUGCGUAUGUGGUGCUAUUGACCACCUCUCGGUGCUGCGCUGUCAGUUUUCCUGAAGACGAUGACCCUAUUAAUGUUGUCGACUACCACUAUUCAAGGCAAUAUCCAGUAUUUAGAGGACGCCCUUCAGGCAAUGAAUCCCAACAUAGGCUGGACUUUCAGCUGAUGUUGAAAAUUCGAGACACACUUUAUAUUGCUGGCAGGGAUCAAGUUUACACUGUAAACUUGAAUGAAGUUCCAAAGGGAGAAGUUGCUCCAAGCAAGAAAUUAACAUGGCGGUCAAAGCAACAGGAUAGAGAGAACUGUGCCAUGAAGGGAAAACACAAAGAUGAAUGCCAUAAUUUCAUUAAAGUCUUUGUACCCAGGAAUGAUGAGAUGGUGUUUGUCUGUGGAACUAAUGCUUUUAACCCCAUGUGCCGCUACUAUAGGCUGAAUACUUUGGAGUACGAUGGCGAAGAAAUCAGUGGCUUGGCCAGGUGCCCGUUCGAUGCAAGGCAAACCAACGUUGCCCUCUUUGCUGAUGGCAAACUGUAUUCUGCAACGGUUGCAGAUUUUCUGGCAAGCGAUGCGGUAAUUUACCGAAGCAUGGGGGACGGGUCGGCAUUAAGAACAAUAAAAUACGAUUCCAAAUGGAUAAAAGAGCCUCACUUCCUUCAUGCCAUUGAAUACGGGAACUUUGUGUAUUUCUUCUUUCGAGAGAUUGCCGUGGAGCAUAAUAAUUUAGGCAAGGCUGUGUACUCCCGCGUGGCUCGCAUCUGCAAGAACGACAUGGGCGGCUCCCAGAGAGUGCUGGAGAAGCACUGGACCUCCUUCCUGAAAGCACGUCUCAACUGUUCUGUCCCCGGGGAUUCCUUUUUCUACUUCGAUGUGCUGCAGUCGAUCACAGACAUAAUUGACAUCAGCGGAGUCCCGACUGUUGUUGGCGUGUUCACUACUCAGCUUAACAGCAUCCCCGGCUCAGCGGUGUGUGCCUUUAGCAUGGAUGACAUUGAGAAGGUCUUCAAAGGACGAUUUAAAGAACAAAAAACCCCCGACUCUGUUUGGACAGCUGUGCCUGAAGACAAAGUACCAAGGCCAAGACCUGGCUGCUGUGCAAAACACGGCCUAGCAGAGGCUUACAAAACCUCCAUUGAUUUCCCAGAUGAAACCCUCUCUUUCAUCAAAUCCCACCCUUUGAUGGAUUCCGCUGUUCCAUCCGUCAUUGAGGAGCCUUGGUUUACAAAGACAAGGGUCAGGUAUCGGUUGACCGCGGUCGCUGUGGACCACUCUGCUGGCCCAUAUCAAAACUACACAGUCAUCUUUGUUGGCUCCGAAGCUGGAAUGGUGCUUAAAAUCUUGACAAAGACCAAACCUUUUUCUUUGAAUGACAGCGUGUUACUGGAAGAGAUUGAUGCGUACAAUCAUGCAAAGUGUAACGGGGAAGGUGAAGAGGACAAGAAGGUCAUCUCUCUGCAGCUGGACAAAGAGCAUCAUGGUUUAUUUGUUGCGUUCUCCAGCUGUGUCAUUAGAAUUCCACUCAGCCGUUGUGAGCGCCAUGGGUCGUGCAAAAAGUCUUGUGUUGCCUCUCGAGAUCCUUACUGCGGAUGGCUGAACCACGGGACCUGCGGAAGAGUGAAAUCGAGCAUGUUGUUAUCUUUGUUUGUUUCAUACAACCAUAGCGUUGGAGGAUAUGAGCAAGAUGUGGAAUACGGCAACACCGCACAACUCGGGGAUUGCCAUGAAAUUUUGCCUACUACAACUACACCAGAUUACAAAAUAUUUGGCGAACCAACAUCUGACACGGAGUUACCCUCAGCUUCUGUUGCCACAGCAGAAAGUAUCCCAGGUAUCUCACCCCAAGUGAUUGGUUCCCGGAAACCUAAAGUGACCGGCUCUCGGAAAUUUGUAGCACAAGAUGACCCAAACACUUCUGAUUACUCUGAUCCGUUAUCAGGGGUCCCAAAGGGUGUCAGGUGGGAAGUCCAGUCGGGAGAUUCCAACCAAAUGGUACACAUGAAUGUCCUGAUAACAUGUGUCUUUGCUGCUUUUCUGCUGGGAGCUUUUAUUGCAGGAGUGGCCGUUUACUGUUACCGGGAUAUAUUUGUGAGAAAGUCUAGGAAGAUACACAAAGAUGCAGAGUCAGCUCAGUCCUGUACAGAUUCUAGUGGGAGUUUUGCCAAACUGAAUGGCCUCUUUGAUAGCCCUGUCAAGGAGUAUCAACAGAAUAUCGAUUCGCCCAAGCUGUAUUCAAAUUUACUAACAAGCAGGAAAGAGCUGCCACCUACGGCCGACACAAAGUCCAUGAUGAUGGUGGACCACAGAGGCCAGCCGCCAGAAUUGGCAGCUCUUCCGACGCCGGAAUCCACGCCGGUGCUGCAGCAAAAGACUUUGCAGUCUAUGAAAAGUCAGAUGGACAAAGCACAGAACAACCUCAGCGCUUCUAGAAAAGAAACGCCUCUUAAGAGUCCUCAGUUUUUUCCAUCCAGCCCCCCACCCCAUUCACCUUUAAGUCAUGGACACAUCCCCAGUGCUAUCGUUCUUCCAAAUGCAACCCACGACUACAAUAUGUCCUUCUCAAAUUCCAAUGCACACAAAGCCGACAGAAAGAUGCAGAAUAUGGACCACCCGCUUACCAAGCCGUCAGGCAAAAGAGACCACAGAAGGUCUGUGGAUUCCAGGAACACCUUGAACGAUUUCCUGAAACAUUUAAACGAAACCCCCAACAACCCCAAAGCCAUUAUGGGAGACAUCCAAGUGGCACACCAGACUUUAAUGCUGGAUCCCAUGGGAAAUAUGACGGAGAUCCCGCCUAAAGUUCCUAACAGGGAAGCCUCUUUGUAUUCUCCUCCGUCCACCCUUCCCCGAAACAGCCCGACAAAACGGGUGGAUGUCCCGAGCACGCCGGCGGUACCCAUGACCUCUCUAGAAAGACAAAGGGGCUAUCACAAAAAUUCAUCACAGCGGCAUUCUAUAUCGGCCCUUCCUAAAAACUUAAACUCACCCAAUGGUGUGCUGCUGUCACGGCAGCCUAGUAUUAACCGUGGGGGAUACAUGCCUCCUGCAGGAGGCUCAAAGAUGGACUACAUGCAAGGGACACCAGUGAGCGUCCACCUGCAGCCUUCCUUGUCUAGGCAAAGCAGUUACACGAGCAACGGAACACUUCCUCGGACAGGGGUAAAGAGGGCGCCCUCCCUCAAACCAGACGUGCCACCAAAACCCUCAUUUGUUCCUCAGACGCCUUCAGUCAGACCACUGAACAAGUACAGCUACUAAGACUUGCAUACUCUGUCAAGAGGUGUGGGAUGAUGGUGCAGGACAAACGUAAGACAGAGACUCGCUUGUCAUGAGAGAAAAAAAGAGCGACUGAACAAGCGGCCAAAGAAGCUGUUUUUACUCCAGCAACAUCUUGGUUUUCACUAUACGCCUGGCCUACAGCAAGGCUCAACUUGCUAAAUAGAUUGUAACCAAGGAAGGUGCUGGCCGUCAAUGUUUCUUUUGUUUGGAGCGGAGGAGACAUGUAGCACAAUGAGAAGGGACUACUUGACUGUUCUUAAAAGACUUGGGGAAGAAAAGAGGGAGGAAAAAGAUCCGGGAGCAAAAACAAAUAAUACUUGAAGAUAAUAAUAACAAUAACAAUAAAAUGGGGUUCAUUUUUAGACUGCCAUAAUGCGUAGUCUUCCCAUGAAAUGUGAACAUUUUAAUAUGUAUGCAUUUGCCUUGCCUCUUGCACAAAUGUCAGCAAAUGAUAAUGUCUCAACAAGUAUGUUGGUUAAUAAGCAACUUGCUGAACUUUGGUCUCUUAAGUCCAACUGUAGCAUUUUUUUUUCCUCCAAAGGAUGAUAUUUUUGUUUAUGACGCAGAUAAAGGUGUGUAUGUGUGUGUGACAGAGGGUGUCUGUGUGUGUGCAAGACAGAGAGAGAGAGAGAGAGAGAGAGAGAGAGAGAGAGAGAGGUUGUGCUUACGCAUGCGUGCGUGCACAAAACUAGGAGGUACUCAAUCCCAUCGCAUCUUUUAAGUUACAGAAGCAUUUACAUUUGAGCAUUGAUUGAACAAAUAGAUGACUGUGGUUUGGAUUGUUUUGGAUUGCACGAGGUGUAUAGUAGAUUUCAUGCAGGAAGCUUUGCCCUGUCAGAUUUCUGCACUGGGCAGAGCGAGGUACUAUGCGAAACAGUGCAGAUGUACUCAUUCUAAAUUAUGCUGCUAUAGAGUCAAGAUUAUUCUCAAUUCCAAAUGUAGCAUUAAUAGAUUUCCAUGGUACUCAAUAGGGUCGAUUAAAAUUGGUCAAUUUCGGUUUCCUGUUUUUCCCAAUCUUCAGGGCACUUCUGCACCAGUUUGCCAAUUUCUAAUUUAGAAAAAUGCAAAUUUCAAAAUGUAGCCAAAUUUUGUUUCACAUAGUGGUCUGGGAAGUGCAAACUAGUUCGGUUCACAUUAAAAUGCAAACCAAGCUAAAUUCUCAUCCGUUCCCAGUACUCAGCCGGUCCUCAGUCUUCUUUACUGCCCAGCCUGAAUGUGAACUUUAGAAGGUUCUUAAUUCCCAUCGUGGUGAGGCUCCCCCAAUUCAAACAGCAUUUUUUUAAAAAAAAACUCUCUCAAAAUAAGACAAAAUAAAGGCAGAGGGGACGAGAAGAGCAACAUAAAAGCAGGAGAAACAAAAAAUACUUUCCAGAUACAAAGGAUUGCUUCAUAGUUCCCCCUCCAAGCCAGCACUGUUCAUGUACCCAUUUUUAUUUAGCAAAUGGGGGAUAAACAUGCAAAUACAUAGUUCGUAUCUCAGCAUCAAGUAAUUAAGCUCAAGAGGGAUAAGAAGAACGCCUGCCUCUCUGCAUGCAUGGCAAGUGCUUAUUCCAGCCUUCCCCAACCUGGAGGGAGUUUUGGAAGACAACCCAGCCAUGCUGGCUGAGGCUGAUGAGAAUUGUAGACAAGAACAUCUCCGGGGCACCAGUCUGAAGGUGGCUCACACCAUCAUAGGGAGGUCCCCUCCUUGCUGUUUGAGACGUUUAGAGGUGGGACAUAUCUGUAUUUUAAAAAGCUAUGUAAGCUAUGGCUGUAUUUUUAAAAAGAGAGAAGAGGAAUAUGGAAUGAUAUGUCCCAUUAUUAAUAUUAUUAUUAUUUUAGAACCCUUUCUAACAGAAAUGAAGUUCCAUUUGUUUGUCAGGAUCUCUCCAAGAAAAAAAUUGACAGUAGCGCAAUCAAUUUGUUUAGCUUGUGGUUUCUCCAUAGUCAUGCCGGUAAUGACAAUAUUCUGUAAAUAUACUGUGUGUUUGUUUACCUGGAUCUGUGCAUUUUGUGCCUUAUUCAUGAAAAUGAUUUUUUAAAAACGACUAAAACCCUGUCAAGUGUUCUCAGAUCACAAUUCUCUGCGUGCCAGCUGUAAGUUCUCUCAACAGUAUCUGAAAAGAUGAAAGAAACGGGGGGGUAUCCCCACAAGAACAAUUAAUUAACUCCGAAAAGGCAGUCUCUAAGCCAAGGAGACAGCAGCAUUAAAUCAACCUUUUCCAAGCUAAACAUUCCACCCCUAACUCGCUUAAGGAUCAAACAGUUAUAAUGUGAAAUCAUAUGAGGUUUCUGAGGUAAUGGAACACCUGCUGAAGUUGCGCGUGCAACUUAGUGGGUUGCCACGGCAUGCGCUUACAGCUGAUCAUCACAGAUGGUGAUCUUAGCUUGCAAAUAAUGCCCUACCACUUGUUUGCUGAACAUUACCUUAGCCAACACGAGGGAAUAUCUGUGAGCUGAUAGGAAAAGUACCUUCAGUUCAAAACACUGGUUUCUAUUUUAUGUCAAGAAAAAAAAAAUGUAAGUCUCUCUCCGUCUCUCAAAAAUAGGGAUCCUUGUUCCUUAAUUUUCCAUUUUAAAUGUUGAUCAUGAAGGAUCUUUACUUCCUCCAAAAAUACUAAGGAUCUUUUUUUCCCCUUAAAAUAUUUUCAACCUUGCAACUAAUAAUUUUACAAUUAAAAAAGAAUCAAAUGACAAAACUGAAUUGACUUCACUUUACAAAUAUUAAUGAAUAAUACAUACUUGUGUGAAACCGAAACAUAAAUGUUUUGUGAACCCAAAUAACUUUCUGUAACAUUGUGCUGCCUUGUUAGAUGGUAAUGUGUGUUCUCUCAGUAUUUAUGUUGAAAUCUUUUAACAUUCAACAUAGUCUUUAUUCUGUUAAUUUAUAACUUUUUGUUGGGUUUUGGGCUGUUGUUUUUUUUUAUAUAAAAAACAUGCUUUAUCCAUUUGUGCAAAGGUAAAUGCAGAUUGUAUCUUUUUUAAUGGUACAGCUUAUAAAAGUAACCCUAAAAAGAAAAGCCGCUCUAUAUGGUCUAUAGAGUACUUUAACAUGUAUAGAUAUCUUGUAAAGUUGUAUUGUGGAUGUGUAAAUAAUACGUCCUUUUGGGUUUUUAACACCGCAUGUAAAGUCAAAAUAAACUAUUCAAAAGUAGCAAGCAUCUCACA